AUGCCAAACACUGUUUUUGUUGGUGGAAUUGAUGACAAGAUGGCUGAAGCUGAGAUUAAAAGCUUCUUUGGUAGAUAUGGUUCAGUGAAAGAAGUGAAGAUAAUCACGGAUCAAACUGGUGUCUCCAAAGGCUAUGGAUUUGUUUCAUUUUUUAAUGACGUGGAUGUCCAGAAGAUAGUAGAAUCACAGGUUCAUAUCCAGGGUAAAAAACUGAAGCUGGGCCCUGCAAUCAGAAAACAAAAUUUAUGUGCUUAUCAUGUGCAGCCACGUCGUUUGGUAUUUAAUCCUCCUCCUCCACCACAGUUUCGGAAUGUCUGGAGUAAUCCAAAUGCUGAAAUGUAUCUUCAGCCCCGAGUCACGCCGAAUCCUAUAACUCAGUACGUUCAGUCUGCUGCAAAUCCUGUGACUCCAAACGGGGUCAUCUCCAGAGAGACCAACACCCAGUCUUCAUCAGCUGCAACUAGCCAAGGCUGUGUUUUACCAGAAGGCAGAAUCAUGCCAAACACUGUUUUUGUUGGUGGAAUUGAUGAUAGGAUGGAUGAAACUGAGAUUAAAAGCUUCUUUGGUAGAUAUGGUUCAGUGAAAGAAGUGAAAAUAAUCACGGAUCGAACUGGUGUCUCCAAAGGCUAUGGAUUUGUUUCAUUUUUUAAUGACGUGGAUGUCCAGAAGAUAGUAGAAUCACAGGUACAUAUCCAGGGUAAAAAACUGAAGCUGGGCCCUGCAAUCAGAAAACAAAAUUUACGUGCUUAUCAUGUGCAGCCACGUUGUUUGGUAUUUAAUCCUCCUCCUCCACCACAGUUUCGGAAUGUCUGGAGUAAUCCAAAUGCUGAAACAUAUCGUCAGCCCCGAGUCACGCCGAAUCCUAUAACUCAGUACGUUCAGGCAUAUCCUGCUUAUCCAAAUUCACCAUGUCAGGUCAUCACUGGAUAUCGGGUUCCUGUAUAUUAUUAUCAGGCACAUCCUACUUACCAAAAUUCACCAUGUCAGGUCAUCACUGGAUAUCAGUUGCCUGUAUAUAAUUAUCAGGCAUAUCCUACUUCCCGAAAUUCACCAUAUCAGGUCAUCACUGGAUAUCAGUUGCCUGUAUAUAAUUAUCAGGCAUAUCCUGCUUACCGAAAUUCACCAUAUCAGGUCAUCACUGGGUAUCAGUUGCCUGUAUAUAAUUAUCAGACGUAUCCUACUUACCAAAAUUCACCAUGGCAGGUCAUCACUGUAUAUCAGUUGCCUGUAUAUAAUUAUCAGGCAUAUCCUAUUUACCGAAAUUCAUCAUGGCAGGUCAUCACUGGAUAUCAGUUGCCUGUAUAUAAUUAUCAGGCAUAUUCUACUUAUCCAGAUUCACCAGUUCAGGUCAUCACUGGACAUCAGUUGCCUGUAUAUAAUUUUCAGACAUUUCCUACUUAUCCAUAUUCACCAGUGCAGGUCACCACUGGAUAUCAGUUACCUGUAUAUAAUUAUCAAGCGUAUCCUACUUAUCCAAGUUCACCAGGUCAGGUCAUCACUGGAUACCAGUUGCCUGUAUAUAAUCACCAGAUGCCUUCACAGUGUCCUGUUGAAUAG
This is a messenger RNA of Rhinopithecus roxellana (golden snub-nosed monkey), 1557 nucleotides long. RefSeq names its product deleted in azoospermia protein 4-like. The record is from RefSeq and is a predicted model, not a curated record. Lineage: Eukaryota; Metazoa; Chordata; Mammalia; Primates; Cercopithecidae. The coding region runs from base 1 to 1557 and encodes 518 amino acids. Gene Ontology annotation, molecular function: protein binding; mRNA 3'-UTR binding. The transcript has 20 exons.